UGUUAAACUAUCUGUUUUUCAUCAUCAUGCGGAGAUAUUACUUGGUCACGUUGCUAUUGUACUCGAUCGCGAUGUGUAUUGAUGUCGACGCGGCGGCGUGGAGUUCGUUUCCAAGAUUUCGACACGUUUGGCGAACUCAUCAUCGUAAAAACGAGUCGGUCGAGUCACCCGAUCCCCCAAAGAGCAGAUCGCAGACAAUUAACUUGCAAAACGGUGGCGGUAGACCGAACCAUGCUGCUGCUGGCAGAGAGAAGCGACGUAAGUCCGGAAACUCGCGUCUCGCGUCAGCAUCGCUGUCGCGUAGUAAAGUAAUUGCUAUCACAUUAAUUUUAUUUUUAGUGUUUCCGCUGUUGACUCUGGUCAGAUUUCCAAAUAACAUUUGCCCCGGGUCGAACGGUGAAAAUGGCACGUGCGUGGCUGCCUCGGAAUGUUCGCAACGCGGCGGUGCGUCCAGUGGGAUUUGCGCAAAUGGUUACGGUAUUUGUUGUAUCGUGACUGCGACCUGCGGCGAAACGAUCGUCAACAAUAAUACUUACUUCGUCAAUCCGAAGUACCCGUCCACUUACGACGGUACCAUAUCUUGCCAGUUGACACUGGUCAAAUCGCAUCCGAACGUGUGUCAGUUCAGACUCGAUUUUGUGCAGUUUAAUAUAAGAGGCCCAGAGACUACGAAUCAUCAGUGUAUAUACGAUCAGUUUAUCGUUUCCGGAGGCAACCCUGUGCCCGCUAUAUGCGGGACCAACGCCGGGAACCACGUAUACGUCGAUGCCGGUCUUGGGCAAACGAAUCCCGUUACGCUGACGUUCGUUACGAGCGGUUCCUUCGCUCGAUCUUGGAAAAUACGAGUGUCACAGAUUCGUUGCGAUUCUAUAUAUAGAGCCGAGGAGGGUUGUCUGCAAUAUUUCACAGGAAUAUCCGGACAGAUAAAGUCGUUCAAUUACGAUCCCGUCACUGGACUACAAUUGUCUAAUCAAGAUUACAGCGUUUGCGUCCGAACGGAGAGGAACUUUUGCGGCAUACAAUAUGUCACCUGUCCAGUAGAUGAUAGACUAGGUGAAGCCGCGACGACAGGUGGGACAGUAGCGGCACAAACGAUGCGCAGCAACGCGUUUACGUUGACGGGAAACACGCAGUCGACGCAGAUAGCGUCGAUGACAGGUGCAGCUUGCCAAACUGACUGGUUAACGAUCCCGUGCGCAUCAAACGUGGGUAGAUCCCCGACCGCGACGAUGUCUUGCGUCGAUCGGUUAUGCGGCGGAACGUUCAACGCGGAGAGUCAAAAUCUCAACGCGUCUUCCGUAAUGAGUACCGUGAAGCCGUUCAGAUUGAUUUUUCACACGGACAGCGUCGAGGCGCCGAACGACGUCGGGAACAGGGGUUUCUGCCUCAAUUACAUACAACAACCUUGUACAACGAAGUUAAGAUGAUUCCAAGUAGAAUUACCAUCCCCCCGCCGCCCGCUUGUUUCUACCUGACGGCUGUUCGAAAAAUUGGAGCGAAAAGAGGAGUGAGACUGGGAGGAACAUCGUGGAAUGUUCAACUGUCUUUCAUAUGAAGAUUCAUCAUACGGAACUGUUAUACGGAGUGUAAAGAAAUAUUUCACCUUCCUUACAGUUCAUUAACUUUUCAUGUCGCGUGGCCCAAUUGUUUGGUCGUUAUGCGACUAGCGUCGAUUUCUCCGAAUUUGCGAAAGACACGUACCGCGGUGUGGCCGAAGGCAAAUCUGUAUUUUUCAAAUUGUUGCUGCAACUUACCGCCAACGAUGCGAUUCUGUAUAAUAUCAUCUGGUCGCGUAUUGAUUUGUAUCGUCGAUCCAUUCCCAUUGCUCAUAGUCGUCAUGGGGAUGGACAUGUCAGUCGGAUUGACACGCGAUUCGAAUUUCGCCACCUAAAAUUUGUGAGCAUCGUGUAUAAAGAAACGUGAUUUCUGCUUGUGCGAGUGCGUACCGAUCGUACAUCUAUGUACAACGUAUCGAACAAUUGAUCAAAGAUUAAUUAAAAUAAAAUAGAGUUUUAUAAAUGAUUCUAUACUAUAAAGAAGAACAACAGCGAUACACUGUUGCACUAAGCCACUCAGAGCGAAGCGCAACUUAACUUAGAAA
Molecule: messenger RNA, 2101 nt
Organism: Ceratina calcarata
Lineage: Eukaryota; Metazoa; Arthropoda; Insecta; Hymenoptera; Apidae
Exons: 7
Coding region: 27-1427 (466 amino acids)
Source: RefSeq, a predicted model, not a curated record